Tachyglossus aculeatus (Australian echidna) is the source of this 2397-nucleotide messenger RNA. RefSeq names its product CLN8 transmembrane ER and ERGIC protein (gene CLN8). NCBI's taxonomy places the organism in Eukaryota, Metazoa, Chordata, Mammalia, Monotremata, Tachyglossidae. Bases 82 to 942 code for a protein of 286 amino acids. The record is from RefSeq and is a predicted model, not a curated record. Gene Ontology annotation, cellular component: endoplasmic reticulum; membrane. Gene Ontology annotation, biological process: lipid homeostasis. The transcript has 2 exons.
CUCCUUCCAGGAGUCUAAAGACCCAAACCCCCGGUCUCGGAAGGGAAACUCGGGGCUCGUCGGGCACCGGAAGCGAGCAGGAUGAGUCUCGCCAGCGACGGCGCGGAAACGCUGUUCGCCCUGGACUACGCCUCCGGGCUCACCCGCCUGCUGUUGGUGACGGCGGGGUUCGUCUUCUACCUGGGGGUGUUCGCGGCGUGCCACCGCCUGUCGUCCUGCCUGAACGCCACGUACCGCUCGCUGCCGCCCAAGGAGCAGGUGUUCUGGGACCUGGCGGCGACGCGGGCGGUGUUUGGGGUCCAGGCCUCGGCGGCCGGCCUGUGGGCCCUGCUCGGGGACCCCGGCCUGCGGGCCGACCCGGCCCGCGCCCAGCGCAGCUGGUGCUGGUUCAACAUCGCCACGGCCGCCGGCUUCUUCCUCUUCGAGAACGUCGCCGUCCACGCCUCCAACCUGCUGUUCGGGACCUUCGACCUGUUCUUGGUCGUUCACCAUCUCUUCGCCUUCCUGGGCUUCCUGGGGUCCGUGGCCAACCUCGGCGCCGGCCACUAUCUGGCCAUGGUCACGCUGCUCCUGGAGAUGAGCACCCCUUUCACCUGCGUCUCCUGGAUGCUUCUCAAGGCCGGCUGGGCCGACUCCCCGUUCUGGAAGCUAAACCAGUGGCUGAUGAUCCACAUGUUCCACUGCCGGAUGAUUCUGACGUAUCACAUGUGGUGGGUGUGCUUCUGGAACUGGGACGGACUGGCCGCCAGCCUGCUGCCACCCCACCUGGCCCUCUUCGUCGUCGGCCUGGCGCUGCUCACCCUAAUAAUCAACCCCUAUUGGACUCACAAGAAGACUCAGCAGCUCCUCAAUCCGGAAGACUGGAACUUCGCCAGUCCGGGGAGCGGGAACGUCCCGGCGGCGAAAGUGAACGGCCAGGCGCUCCGAAAGAAGGCAGAGUAGCCCGACCGGAGCGGCUUCCAGCGCGCGGACCAAAGGAAAGCCAUUAAGGUGACGUUGCCGAAGAUUGGCUUCCGUCGGUCGGUGGGGAAAGAAGCGACGGAACCUUUAUCUUCAUCUUGAAGUAGCCUUAAAAGUACUUUUAGACGGACGUAGGGCCGAAGCGGACCCCCGGUUGCCCCCAGUUGAAUUACCCAAGUUGGGUCGAUGUAGCAUUAAAAGGCGGAGCGGAAACCAUCGCGUGGUGUCUUCACGGAAGGAAUGCCACCGUGCGGAUUUGUAACCUUGCUAAUUUACGUCCUCUUGUCGCCGUUAAAUUCUGCUUCCCCUCCGUGGAAAGGUGGAGAGAAGUGACUUCAGAUGUGGGGUUAACUACAAUAAUCUGUAUUUUUAAGAGGGACCCGUGCAGCUGUGCCAUCUGGCUCCAAAAAGCCGCACAAUUGUGCGCGUGGGCCGAGGGUUUGGGGGUAGUUUUCCGCACUCUGAAUGGAGGUGGAUUUAAGUUAUUCGUAGCGUUUUAACGAAUUUGGCAUGUGUACGGGGUGUGAGAAGUUUUGAAUGACCUUGGACUCCCUUUUCUUUAGGGUGCAAUUAGAAACACGCUUGGGAAGUUUAUGUAGUCUGGGUUUUCUACUCUUAUGAUAGACUUCCAGUGAAUUCCGUGGAAAGGCAAGAUAAAGAAGCGUAUGCUUCCUGGGCAUUGAUACAGUUGUCGACUACAGGGCUAAACGUGGGGGUGCCCAAUAAAUACUCGCUUGACUCCCCUCUAGACGCUGAGCUCGCUGUGGGCGGCGAUUAUGUCCGUUUGUUGUCAUAUCGUUCUCUCUCAAGCGCUUAGUACGGUGUUUUGCACACUUUAAGCGCUCAGUAAAUACAGCUGAAGGAACGUGUGAAUGGUGAGCUUAAGCAGAAACCCCCUGGACUUUUCGGAAGCUGUGGAGUUUUUUUGUGUGUAAUAGCCGUCAAAUGAAAAUCCGGAUAAUCUGGAAAAAUCAGAUGCUAGUAAAUUAGUAAGUAAAUUAGUCACACCUACUUUUCGGGUUAUCAGGAGGUUACUCGAGAUUAGGUUUUGUUUGGACCCGCGUGACCCUAUGUUGCCAACUUGCCCUUCCCAAGCGCUUAGUACAGUGCUCUGCACACAGUAAGCGCUCAAUAAAUACAAUUGAAUGAAUGAACGAAGGAGCCUUUAUCACUGGGAACCAAGAGUGGAGUCCGCUGGAGGAAUUGAUCUAAUAAAGCAUUGGGAAAUAAUUCCUUUCCUCAGGGUCCUCUCGUCUGUCCACCCUCCUGCACAGCGCUUAGUAUAGUACCUGGUGCAUAGUAAGCGCUUAACACACACCUUCAAUAUUGUCAUUAAGCCUGGAAGAAAUAACACUAAACUGGUCACUUUGUUUCCACUCCUGAGAAGCAGAAUGGCCUGAUGAAAAUCAAUUGCAUAUAUAAUAAUGAUGAUGAUGA